AUGGAAGCAUCGUCGCCUCUGGCGGCUCUGCACCGCCCAAUGCCUGCUCCUUCAUGGGGAGGCAGAGACAUCUUCCGUUCUCAGUUCAAGAACAAGUCUGCCUCGGGAUCUCUCAGCCUGCGCGAGCAGCUGCAUAAGGGCACAGGAGACCUCUUCGACAUCAAGGGCGUCCGGGGAUCGUCUCCUGCUGCGAGCCUGGCGGCUGAUCUGUCCCAGAACUUGGAGAUCGAUAAUGAGGCCAGUCCCAAGCUCCUGACGCCUCGACGAGCGCUUUUCACGGCAAAGGUUGUCGGCGACGUGAGCGGCCAAGACUUUGUGGCAACUACUCCUCUGCCACCAUCCUCGCCUAUCCGGGCUCCCGGGACCAUAGAGUCGUCCCCUCUCCCCCACAAGGUGACUUUCAGCAAUGUCGUGGAGAUUGCAUCGCCCACACCUACUUCUUCGGUUUUCAACGACUCCCCCAUGCUUGACUCUCCGGCCCCGAUUUCGCGUCAACCGAUAGCAGGCCCAAGGCGGACGACUUCUGGUCGGUUGAAGACGCUUUCCAGUGGUGGUCUAUCUGGCUCUCAGACUUCGUCACUUCAGUUUGGAGCUGUUACCGCAACCCUUUCGCUCGACGAGUGUUUCGACUCCGCUUCUCCUCCACAAGAUCGCAGCAGCAGCAGGCCUUCGUUGUCCAACAGCCCCUGCCCGCCCAUUCCCAUCGGUCUUCGUGCAAGGUCUCAAUUCGCAAGUGUCGUCGCAGGGAACAACCGCAAUGGCUCGCCAGGCGGCUUUCAUUCUAGGAGACAGUCGAACCCGUUUUUGAGAACCCGAAAGCAAUUCCGUCGCUCUUUGAGCAUGUUUGAAAGCCCUUCGGACGUCAUGAAGCCGAAGCCAGAGGCAGCCCUUGCCGCUUCCCCCAUUCUCAAAUCCUCCGUGGCUGACAUUGAAGAGGCUCACGAGCCCAUCAUCCCUCAUUUCCUCACCGAUGAUCCUACGGACACCAUCCCUCGAAUAACGAAAGAGACCAUGCUGGCCAUUUUGGAUGGCAAGUACAGCGAUAAGUUUGCUCAACGCAUGGUCAUCGACUGUCGUUUCGAGUACGAGUAUGAAGGCGGCCACAUUGAUAGCGCUGUCAACCACAACAACAAGGAACUGUUGGCUAACCAGCUCUUCGAAACCCCAAUGGACGGCUUGACUCUACUAAUCUUUCACUGUGAAUACUCGGCCCACAGAGCCCCCCUCAUGGCGCGUCACAUUCGCUCCCAUGACCGCACCAUCAACGCAGAGCACUACCCUCGCCUGACCUAUCCGGAGAUUUACAUUCUGGACGGUGGCUACAGCGGCUUCUUUGCUGAGCACCGCUCGAGGUGCUUUCCUCCCGAGUACGUCGAAAUGUCAGACGAAAAGCAUCAGCGUACCUGUGAGAGAGAGAUGGGUCGCCUAAAGGCCCGGAAGCCUUUUGGGCGUGCGCAGACGUUUGCCUUUGGCCAGCGGAGCACGAGCCUUCAUGAUUCUCCCACAGGACCAUCUCGUCCUCACUCGCGGAACCGCAAUGCUUCGCCCCCUCCUGCUGCUUCGUCCCCUGCUGCUUCCACCACCGACUCGCCCUGUGUUGGUGACCGAGCACAGAGUCGCCGCAUGGCUUCCUACUAGUACUAGCCCAUACCAUACGACGCUUAUGGUGUCCAAUAUGUGGUUUGUCCGGAGCUGCCGCUGGGG
Molecule: messenger RNA, 1704 nt
Organism: Trichoderma citrinoviride
Lineage: Eukaryota; Fungi; Ascomycota; Sordariomycetes; Hypocreales; Hypocreaceae
Product: Rhodanese-like protein
Exons: 4
Coding region: 1-1638 (545 amino acids)
Biological process (GO): G2/M transition of mitotic cell cycle; protein dephosphorylation; positive regulation of G2/MI transition of meiotic cell cycle
Cellular component (GO): cytoplasm; nucleus
Molecular function (GO): protein tyrosine phosphatase activity
Source: RefSeq, a predicted model, not a curated record